AUGGUGAAAAUCUUCGUUGGUAACCUGAAUCCUAGUUCCAAGUCUGCGGAUCUAAGAAAGCGGUUCGAACUCUACGGAAAAGUUACUGAGUGUGACAUUGUUAAUAAUUAUGCCUUCGUGCACAUGGAGAAUGAAGCUGAUGCCGAAGCCGCCAUUGCCAAGCUUCACAACUCUGAAUUCGACGGUGUCAAAAUUAACGUUGAGAUGAGUCAUGGCAAGAGAGGCGGUGGUGGAGGCCCUAUGAGACGUCGUUUUAAUGACAGGGGUCCACGGAGGGAUUACCGCGAUGAUCGGUAUGGAGGUCCUCCUCGAGCUCCAUACAGCCGGGAGAGCCCUCGUGGUAUGGGCGGGCCUAGUGGCUAUCCUCCAAUGCGCGAUGGCAGAUAUGAUGGUCCUCCUGCGUGGGGAGGGGUAGGUUCGUUUUCCACGUUGAACUUUGUAGGCUAUGAUAGUUACAACAGUGGCUCUCAAGGACGUUAUCCAAGUCGUGAAUAUGACAGAAACACUCGUGCGGCGUCCAGAGACGCUCCCUACGGCGGUAGUUACCAAGGCUCGGCUCCUGAACCUGUACCCCCUCCAAGAGAUAUGCAACGAAAGCAGUCACCACCGCGCAGUCGGUUUGACAGCUAUAACACUGGCUACGGUGAUUAUGGCAGGUUCCGUGAUCAUGCACAGCCCACCAACGGUCCUCCUCCAAGAUCCGGUGACUAUUAUGAUAAUUAUGGUAGUUAUGGUGGAAGUGGCAGCUAUGAUUAUGGCUCGCGCGAUUACCAUGAGAGUGACCGUGGUGGGAACUAUGGUUCCUCUUAUGACUACGGAUACUACGGAAACCGUGGGAAUCGUUCCCCCCCAAGAGGUGCGCCCAAUUACGGUUAUGGGAGGCCUUAA
Molecule: messenger RNA, 888 nt
Organism: Mesocestoides corti
Lineage: Eukaryota; Metazoa; Platyhelminthes; Cestoda; Cyclophyllidea; Mesocestoididae
Source: the annotation of a GenBank genome assembly